AUGGGCGUCGUGCCCAGCGAGCCUUGGCGGUCAUGCAAUGUGAGCACGUACGUCGUUCAUCCGCCGCAGACCGACGCAGAGCUCGCAGCCAAUGCGACAAGAAAUGCCGACGGCAACCUAUACCCGCCCAGCUAUGUGCCCCAACAAGCGAAUGUUGCCAAGAGGGCAAAGGCCGGCUUCAUCGUCCUGGCGAGGAACCGAGAGCUCGAAGAUCUCAAGGGCAGCAUACGCGACGUUGAAUACCGAUUCAAUCACAAGUAUGGCUAUCCGUGGAUCUUCCUCAACGACCAGCCCUUUUCCAAAGAGUUCAAGGCCGGCGUGCGGAAGCUUACGCGGAGUGAGGUCCGCUUCGGCCAAGUGCCCCAUGAGCAUUGGAGCUAUCCGCCCUACGUGGACCAGGUCAAGGCUGCCAAGGCACGAAAGGAGAUGGGGAAAAAGGGCAUGCCGUAUGGCGACUCCGAGUCUUACCGGCACAUGUGUCGCUACCAAUCUGGUUUCUUCUUUCGUCACCCACUCACCCUGGACCUCGACUACUACUGGCGCGUCGAGCCGGGCAUCAAGCUCCAUUGCGACAUUGAUUACGAUCCUUUCCUGUUCAUGCAGCUCAACAACAAGACGUACGGCUUCACGAUUGCCGGCCGCGAGUUCAUCGACACUGUGCCUACUCUUUGGGAGACGACGAGAGACUUCAUCACCCAACAUCCCUUCUAUAUCCCCAAGUCCAACGCCGAUCACUUUCUCUUUGACACCGAGCAGCGUAUUUGGAACACGUGUCACUUCUGGAGCAACUUUGAGAUUGGCGACCUUCGCUUCUGGCGUUCGCAGCGGUAUCUCGACUACUUCAACUAUCUCGAUCGCGCCGGUGGCUUCUUCUACGAGCGCUGGGGCGACGCGCCCGUCCACUCCAUCGCUGCGGCCCUCUUCUUGGAGAAGGACCAGAUCCACCACUUUGACGACAUUGGCUAUACCCACCACCCAUGGACCCACUGCCCCAAGCACCAAGACUAUCACAACUCGGGCCGGUGCGACUGUGACACGUCCAACACCUUUGACCGUCAUGACUUCUCCUGCCUGGCCGAGUGGUACAGGGGUGCGACAGAGAAGGUUCCAACGCACGUCGUCCCUUGA
Molecule: messenger RNA, 1128 nt
Organism: Acaromyces ingoldii
Lineage: Eukaryota; Fungi; Basidiomycota; Exobasidiomycetes; Exobasidiales; Cryptobasidiaceae
Product: putative KRE2-alpha-1,2-mannosyltransferase
Exons: 2
Coding region: 1-1128 (375 amino acids)
Biological process (GO): cell wall mannoprotein biosynthetic process; protein N-linked glycosylation
Cellular component (GO): membrane; Golgi apparatus
Molecular function (GO): alpha-1,2-mannosyltransferase activity
Source: RefSeq, a predicted model, not a curated record